AUUGAAAAUCCAAUCAUCAAAAUGUGCAUGUUUAAGUAUUUUUUCGCAUUCUUUGUUCUUUUGCUUUCCCUGAUGAAGCGGUAUAGGUCAAUCAAAUAUAUCCGGGGAAUGGUUCCAAAGGAGAGGCCUUUUGUUUUUCUUGAAUCCAAGCUGGCCGAAUUGGAAAUCACUGACCCCCCUUACACAGUUUUCAAUUUCGCUACAGAGGCUGCAAACACCGUUGAUGUCAUAGAGGAUGAAUUGAAAAAGAAGGAUAACAAAGCCAUGCGAAGAUUCAAACACGACUUAAGCGAAAAGAAGGAGAGGACCGCAGACAUUCUAGUCACACUUUUAAAAGACGCUUUACAGUUUUUCGAUUAUGAAAGAAGUUGA
Plasmodium gonderi is the source of this 372-nucleotide messenger RNA. RefSeq lists its product as hypothetical. The annotation marks the transcript as partial. The record is from RefSeq and is a predicted model, not a curated record. Lineage: Eukaryota; Apicomplexa; Aconoidasida; Haemosporida; Plasmodiidae. The transcript has 5 exons.